Messenger RNA from Caenorhabditis remanei, 1947 nucleotides. RefSeq lists its product as uncharacterized. The transcript is spliced from 5 exons. The record is from RefSeq and is a predicted model, not a curated record. Bases 1 to 1947 code for a protein of 648 amino acids. Lineage: Eukaryota; Metazoa; Nematoda; Chromadorea; Rhabditida; Rhabditidae.
AUGUCGGGCGAAGAUGGCGACGGAAUCGUUAACGGACCACCCAUGAAUGUCAAAGAAAGAACAAUAAGAACUCGGAGUGUGGUGAGAAAGGAAAACGAACGGAGGAAAAAUCAAAAUCAAGAAGACGGAGAAGAUCGUGACCACGAAGAAAAUGAUGCCACAGCUUCUCCUCCUCCAAAAAGACGUAGACUUGUUAGUCCCGCCGGGUCCUCCAACAAUCCUGCCUCUCCUGCUCAACGACGGAAUGAAGAUGAUGAUCCUGCUCUUCGUGAACCGCAACUAAAUAAUCGGAUUCCACCUGUUAAUCAAGAAGACGGAGGUGAUGUUCCAGUCGAAGAAAAUCAUGUCGAUAUUCUUCAACCGGAGAAUCCUGACAAUGAUGAUGCCCAGCAAGAAAACGAUGUUGUCCCUCCUGCCACACUUCUAAAUGGUCGUGUUCCACCUGUACAUCAACGGGAUGGAGGUGAUGUUCCCGCCGAAGGAAAUCAAGUUGAUGUUCUUCAGUCUGAUGACGACGAUGAUGAUGAUGAUGACGAUGAUGAUGAUGAUGAUAAUGAUUAUGAUGAUGACGACGAUGAUGAUGCUGCUCAUGCUCAGCAGCAAAAUGGAGUCAUUCCGCCAGAUCCAAUGCAAGAUGAGAUGAUUGGUCCUGCUCCACAAGUGAAUCCACCUGUUCCUCCAGCUCAACAACUAAACAAUUUUGUUGUUCCUGCCGAGCCACAAAACGAAAUUAUCCGUCGAUUUCUACAGCGGAAUGAGAUUGUUGGUCCCGCUCUGCCGAGGGACGAAAUCAUUCCUCAAGCUCAACUGCAAAAUGGAAUUGUUGCUCCUGCUCCUCAUAUAAAUCCUCCUGUUGCUCCUGUCCAGCGACAUAAUCAAAGAGCUGCUCCUGUUGAAAAUGUUAACGGACAAGUUGCUUUUGUGCAACCACAAAACCAUAAUGGUCCAGCUCACCAACGACAAGGAUUUGUCCCUCCAGCUCCACCACAAAACCGAAUGGCUGCUCCUGUUCCAAAUUUGAAUUUUCAUGUAGCUCCUGCUCAUCAAUGGAACGGGAAUCUUCCUCCUGCGCAAUUCGCGAAUGACCAUGUACCUCCUGCUCAGCAGUGGAAUGGAAUUGCUCCUCCUGUUCCCAUGGCCGAAGGUCUCCACAAUCCAGGAAUCCCUGAACGAGAUAAUCGUUAUAUCGGUAUGGCCAGGGAACUAUUUCGACAAGGCUAUGCUCAGCCUGCCAAUAUAUUACGUCCACCCGGACAGCCAAUGAUGGACAAUCAAUACUUUGUGAUUGAUAUAACUGCUUUCGAUGGGUAUUUUCAACUACUGCGUCAAAUGAUUGAUCGCUCAGUAGAGAUGGCACGGCGUUCACGUGAUGCAGCAAAUCUGAUCAGGCAACAAGUGGAACAUCAACAGGAUCUGCUAAAUCCAGUGGACGAGCUGGAAAUUAGGAGGUACUAUGAUCGGCUGCGGAUUCAAAAUGCGAGAGAUUUUUUACUGGAUGAGCAUGAAGAUGGCAACGAACUAGACCCACAUUUUCUUGAUCACGAGGAAGCAGAUCACGCAGCUCAGAUUGGCAGAGCUGAGAAUAACGAAGAUAUUAAUCGUGCUCGAGGGAUGCCAUUUCCGGAUGCCCGCCCUGCUCAGUUCCCAAACGCCGAGCAUCGUCAGUUGUUCAAUGGCCCAUUAGCUCCGUUUCCAAAUGGCAAUGCUCCUCAGUUUUUCAAUCCCCAACAACCACCUCGUUUUCCAAAUCCCCAAAAUCAAGAUCAAUUUAUCCAUGGUGUCGAUCCAAGGUUUUUGGGGCACCAACCAUUGCCAUUUCCCGCUCCAAACAUGAAUCCCGUGCCAUUUCCCGCUCCAGACAUGAAUCUCUUGCCACCUCGCCAGUUUCCACGAAACCAUGCAGCAUUCAACCAGUUUAUGGCAGAUGCCCCAGAGCCGUUUCGAUGA